Messenger RNA from Closterium sp. NIES-65, 2211 nucleotides. Lineage: Eukaryota; Viridiplantae; Streptophyta; Zygnematophyceae; Desmidiales; Closteriaceae. The record is from the annotation of a GenBank genome assembly.
AUGUUCAGUCCAUUUCGUUCUCUCUCGCUCGUUCUCUCUCUCCCGUUCUCUCUCUCCCGUUCUCUCUCUCCCGUUCUCUCUCUCCCGUUCUCUCUCGCUCGUUCUCUCUCUCCCAUUCUCUCUCCCGUUCUCUCUCGCUCGUUCUCUCUCUCCCGUUCUCUCUCUCCCGUUCUCUCUCUCCCGUUCUCUCUCUCCCGUUCUCUCUCUAUCGUUUUCUCUCUCUCGUUCUCUCUCUCGUUGUACAUAAAGAUUGUAAUAGGUUGCAUGUUCAGUCCAUUUCGUUCUCUCUCGCUCGUUCUCUCUCUCCCGUUCUCUCUCUCCCGUUCUCUCUCUCCCGUUCUCUCUCUCCCGUUCUCUCUCGCUCGUUCUCUCUCUCCCAUUCUCUCUCCCGUUCUCUCUCGCUCGUUCUCUCUCUCCCGUUCUCUCUCUCCCGUUCUCUCUCUCCCGUUCUCUCUCUCCCGUUCUCUCUCUAUCGUUUUCUCUCUCUCGUUCUCUCUCUCUCCAUUUCGUUCUCUCUCGCUCGUUCUCUCUCUCCCGUUCUCUCUCUCCCGUUCUCUCUCUCCCGUUCUCUCUCUCCCGUUCUCUCUCGCUCGUUCUCUCUCUCCCAUUCUCUCUCCCGUUCUCUCUCGCUCGUUCUCUCUCUCCCGUUCUCUCUCUCCCGUUCUCUCUCUCCCGUUCUCUCUCUCCCGUUCUCUCUCUAUCGUUUUCUCUCUCUCGUUCUCUCUCUCGUUCUCUUUCUCGUUCUCUCUCGUUUUCUUUCUCUCUCGUUCUCUCUCUCUCUCUCUCUCUCUCUCUCUCUCUCUCUCUCUCUCUCUCUCUCUCUCGUUCUCUCUCUCUCUCUUUCUUUCUCUCUCUCUCUCUCUCUCUCUCUCUCUCUCUCUCUCUCUCUCUCUCUCUCUCUCUCUCUCUCUCUCUCUCUUUCGUUCUCCCUCUCUCUUGUUCCCUCUCUCUCUCUUUCGUUCUCUCUCUCCCGUUCUCUCUCUCCCGUUCUCUCUCGCUCGUUCUCUCUCUCCCAUUCUCUCUCCCGUUCUCUCUCGCUCGUUCUCUCUCUCCCGUUCUCUCUCUCCCGUUCUCUCUCUCCCGUUCUCUCUCGCUCGUUCUCUCUCUCCCAUUCUCUCUCCCGUUCUCUCUCGCUCGUUCUCUCUCUCCCGUUCUCUCUCUCCCGUUCUCUCUCUCCCGUUCUCUCUCUCCCGUUCUCUCUCUAUCGUUUUCUCUCUCCCGUUCUCUCUCUAUCGUUUUCUCUCUCUCGUUCUCUCUCUCGUUCUCUUUCUCGUUCUCUCUCGUUUUCUUUCUCUCUCGUUCUCUCUCUCUCUCUCUCUCUCUCUCUCUCUCUCUCUCUCUCUCUCUCUCUCUCUCUCUCGCUCUCUCUCUCUCUCUUCUUCUCUCUCUCUCUCUCUCUCUCUCUCUCUCUCUCUCUCUCUCUCUCUCUCUCUCUCUCUCUCUCUCUCUCUCUCUUUCGUUCUCCCUCUCUCUUGUUCCCUCUCUCUCUCUUUCGUUCUCUCUCUCCCGUUCUCUCUCUCCCGUUCUCUCUCGCUCGUUCUCUCUCUCCCAUUCUCUCUCCCGUUCUCUCUCGCUCGUUCUCUCUCUCCCGUUCUCUCUCUCCCGUUCUCUCUCUCCCGUUCUCUCUCGCUCUCUCUCUCUCUCUUUCUUUCUCUCUCUCUCUCUCUCUCUCUCUCUCUCUCUCUCUCUCUCUCUCCCGUUCUCUCUCUCCCGUUCUCUCUCUCCCGUUCUCUCUCUCCCGUUCUCUCUCGCUCGUUCUCUCUCUCCCAUUCUCUCUCCCGUUCUCUCUCGCUCGUUCUCUCUCUCCCGUUCUCUCUCUCCCGUUCUCUCUCUCCCGUUCUCGUUUUCUUUCUCUCUCGUUCUCUCUCUCUCUCUCUCUCUCUCUCUCUCUCUCUCUCUCUCUCUCUCUCUCUCUCUCGUUCUCUCUCUCUCUCUUUCUUUCUCUCUCUCUCUCUCUCUCUCUCUCUCUCUCUCUCUCUCUCUCUCUCUCUCUCUCUCUCUCUCUCUCUCUCUCUCUCUCUCUCUCUCUCUCUUUCGUUCUCCCUCUCUCUUGUUCCCUCUCUCUCGUUCUCUCUCUCGUUCUCUCUCUCGUUCUCUCUCUCUCUCUCUCUCUCUCUCUCUCUCUCUCUCUCUCUCUCUCUCUCUCUCUCUCUCUCUCUCUCUCUCUCUCUCUCGUUCCUACAUUUUCUCCUUGUCAUUUGUCAGCUCUAA